Molecule: messenger RNA, 1268 nt
Organism: Austrofundulus limnaeus
Lineage: Eukaryota; Metazoa; Chordata; Actinopteri; Cyprinodontiformes; Rivulidae
Gene: ap5s1
Product: adaptor related protein complex 5 subunit sigma 1
Exons: 4
Coding region: 100-702 (200 amino acids)
Biological process (GO): endosomal transport; double-strand break repair via homologous recombination
Cellular component (GO): lysosome; AP-type membrane coat adaptor complex; late endosome
Source: RefSeq, a predicted model, not a curated record
AACCAAUAGGAACAAAAUCGUGAGCGCCAUCUUCUGGUUAGGUCGWUGUAUUACAACAACCUAGCCGCGAGCGGUCAGCUGACCAAACCCGGAAGUCGUAUGGUGCGAUGCUUUGUGAUCCACACCGUGUGCCCUGUCAGCGCUCUGUCUACCGGGGAGAGCCGGGUGCUUUACUCCCGGGUGUUCGGUCCAGACGAGGCCGUGCUGACCGAGAAGCAGCGGGAGCUCAGCCCGGAGGAGAGGAGGCUUCUUCAGAAGGAGAAGAUGUCUGUGUUGGCGAGGCAGGUGAGGAGUGCCGUCGCUCUGUCCCGGGAGGCUUCGGGGCGACUGRUGGUGGAGACGGUGGCUGGUGAGGAGGCUCUCGCCGUGCAGGAUGCAGAUAGUGGGGUGGUGCGUCUGAGAGCCGGAGACCCUUUUGCUUCAGAGAUGAGCGCCGUGUGGCUGGGGMUCCAGAGCCUGUGCUUCACGCUGGUCUGUGAGCCCCACGAGAACUUGCUGCUGGCUGAGGGAACCUUGAGGAACCUGACGCGACACUGCUUGGAGAACCUACACAUGCUGGGACAAGGCAGUGAGGUCCUGCUGAAAAGCAGCCGUAUCGACGUUCUGCUCAGCCGCCUGCUCCCUCACGGGCAGCUUCUCUUCCUUAACCAUCGCUUUGCCCAGAGCCUGGAGAAGGAGGUAGCAGCUUACGCAGCCAAAUGACUCCGGGUGGCUGCGGGAGCCGUUUCCAAGAGGUUAACCGUCACCCAGUCUGACUGCCAGUCCGAGAUCAAUACCUGCUAACUUCACCUGCUAGCUCCAAACAACUCACAGGCUGUUUGCUUACCUCUGGUGACAUUUGUGUGCCUGGAGCAGACGAGCAGGCCGCUUGCUGCAGCUGUUGGAGAUUGCCUGAUGUGUAAACACAGAGUGGGAUAUAUCUCCCUCAGCCACUCGCAGCUCACCGCUGGCUGUUUACUGCGUGGGAGGCUUCACUUCAAAUCGUGUUUGUCAAAUUGAAGAGUGGAAAGGAAAAGGUGGCAGAUUAAAGAGUGCAGCUGAAGAGGCCAGUUAAGACUCACUUGUCAGGAUCCAAGUGUGCCACUUAUCUAAUUUAGCAUACUUGAAAUGUCACAAUGUGGUCUUCAGGAGCCUCGUUUGACCUGGUUUUUGUGUUUUAUGUUUAGAGUUUUCUGAAAGUGCUCAAGAAUCAUGAAUCACACGACGUGUUUUUGCUUUAUUGUGKUUUCUAACAAAAUAAAACAAAACUGCUUUGGUGACUUUUUUAA